CACACUAAUCCAUCUAGCUCAAUUAUGAGUUGAGUGAAAGCUAGUCUUUAAAAGUUGCAGCUUUUCUUCUCCACAAAAUCUUCCCUCUCUUAAAGCUGACAGAUUUGAGAUUUCCUCUCCGGCAUCCAAACUCCCCUUUUCUUCCCAGCCAUUGAUCUGAUUUCCCUUUUUUCUUUCUUAUUACUGUAACUUUUUUUUUUUUUUCCUUUUUUACUGGAUCAAGAGUUCAAGACUGUGGUGUGCGUAUGAAUGAAAGAGAUGCAAUGUUGGAUUAUGAAUGGGGGAACCAAUCGGCGACGGUGAUGUUUUCCGGGGACGAAACGGCGGCGGCGGCGGCCCAGAACCACCGCCAAUUCUUCGACCCGUACGGGGGGCAACAGCCCGGGUUCGACGACGGGGCGGGGGCGGGGGGGAGUUUGGUGGGCCCCAGCGCCCAUUUUGCCGGAGCCGACCACUUGCAGCUGUUCGGGGAGCCGGCGGCUCAGGAAAACGCGGCUCACUUGUGCUCUCUCUACGAUCCACGCGCGUACGGCGGCGCGUUUCAGCAUGGUUCUCAUCAUCAGGUGCCGUUGCUGUCCUUGGAGACGGCCGGGCCGGCGGGGUUCGUGGUGGUCCCGAAGAGCGAGCCUCUGCCCGCCGCCGCCGCCGAUUUCUCCGCCGCCGGCCUCGGGCUGAACUUGGGCGGCCGGACGUACUUCUCGUCGGCGGCGGAAGAUGAUUUCGUGAACCGGCUUUACCGCCGGUCUAGGGCGGUCGACUCCGGUUCGUUCAACACCCCGAGAUGCCAAGCCGAGGGCUGCAACGCCGACCUAACCCACGCCAAGCACUACCACCGCCGCCACAAGGUGUGCGAGUUCCAUUCCAAAGCCGCCACCGUCAUCGCCGGCGGGUUGACUCAGCGUUUCUGUCAACAGUGUAGCAGAUUCCACGUCCUGUCGGAAUUCGAUAACGGCAAACGGAGCUGCCGCCGCCGCUUGGCCGACCACAACCGCCGCCGCCGGAAAAACCCCCAACAACCAAACCGUGAAACCGCCUUCAACAACACUCAUCUUCUUGAUAAUGCCCAAAAUUCCUCCUCCGACAGCCUUGCAAGGUCACCGUCAGAUUCCGGAGCGCAUUCAUCGCCGUCGGUGACGGUGGCCGUGUCACCGCCGAGAAUGUCGAUCGACUGCUUCGGACAGAGAUCGUACGGUUACAUGUCGAAUGCUACGGGGGCGGGAUCAUCUGCGGCGUCUGCAAGCUCAUUCUUCUUCUCGCAUGGCUGAUUUUAAUUUAUUAGUUAUAGGAGUUAACGAACCUUGGAAAUCAUGAUCUAUCUCUCUAUCCAUUUUCAAGCUCCAACAACUACCUACAUAGUUUUAGCUACUGCUAAGAAUUGAAUAACAUAGUAAAAAACAUGCAGUCCUAAGCUCGAGUAUGCAGCAUGUUGUUUAGUUUUAAUUUCAUGUUAAUUAUAUUAUUAACCCCUACUUAAUUAUGAAAUAUGAACUAUGGUAUUUUCUUUCUUUC
This is a messenger RNA of Ipomoea triloba (trilobed morning glory), 1509 nucleotides long. Its product is annotated as squamosa promoter-binding-like protein 8. The record is from RefSeq and is a predicted model, not a curated record. Gene Ontology annotation, cellular component: nucleus. The coding region runs from base 246 to 1265 and encodes 339 amino acids. The transcript is spliced from 3 exons. Gene Ontology annotation, molecular function: DNA binding. NCBI's taxonomy places the organism in Eukaryota, Viridiplantae, Streptophyta, Magnoliopsida, Solanales, Convolvulaceae.